GUGAUCGCUUGAGUGAUGUUUGACAAAUUUGGUCAAGACUUGAAAUUAAAAUGGCACCAAUAUUUAUAUGCGUCAUUAGCAAGCUAUGGCAGUCUAUGCACUGGGAUGUCUAUGGGGUGGACAUCCCCAGUAUUCCCGCAGCUUGCUUCAAAUAACUCCCCCCUACCACGGGCGCCUACAUUACAGGAGGAAUCAUGGAUAGGGUCAUUGCUUGUUCUUGGAGGAUUACUUGGACCACUGAUAACAGUUCCAUUAUCAAAUCGCAUCGGUCGGAGGUUGAUCGUUAUGGGAUCGAACGUUCCUCUGCUGCUCGGUUGGUUGCUGGCUGGUGUGGCGACCAACCUGCCGACCUUAUACGCCGCCCGCAUCAUGUGGGGUUGCGCUACCGGCAUGCAAUUUGCCACUGUGCCCUUGUAUAUUGGGGAGAUAGCUGAGGACAAAAUCCGCGGAUCCCUCAGUGCCCUAUUUUUGCUCUUCAUCAACAUUGGCUUCCUCCUGGCAUAUGCUAUUGGUCCGUUUUCAACAUACUGGGGGCUCACGGCGACUGGCGGUAUACUGUCACUAUUCUACGUCCCCUUUACUUGGUUCAUACCAGAAACACCAUUCUUCUUGGUUUAUAAAGGUAAAAUUGAUGAAGCUUCGACUAUUUUACAAAAGUUGCGAGGUUUAUCUAAAGACGUCGUACAGUCUGAACUAGAUGGACUACAAGCAAUGGUAGCGAGAGAGUUCAGAGUGGAACCUAGCGUUAAAGACUUGUGGGCUACUAGAGGAAAUAUAAAGGCUUUAGGCAUUUGCGUGUUCUUAGCGAUGUUAUUACAACUGUCCGGGAUCGAUGUCCUUUUGUUUUAUAUGGAAGAACUUUUAGUGAAAGUUGGCACGCGGAUAUCUGCCUCAGAUGGAACUAUCAUUAUGGGUGUUGUUCAAGUAAUAACGAGUUGUAUAACACCCCUUGUAGUGGACCGACUAGGAAGAAAACUUCUGAUGUGGACGACGUCGCUGGGUCUCACUAUAUUUUUGGGUAUUAUAGGCAUCUACGCUUUACUAGAUUCACAUUUCAAAUACAACGUUGAAUCAUGGGCAUUCCUUCCACUUUUAUGCCUCAUUAUCUACAUGAUACUUUUUACUCUAGGUGUUGGUCCAGUACCAUGGAUCUUGGUCGCGGAGAUGUUCCCCGUAAGAACCAAAUGUCUUGCCAGCGGUAUCGCUUCCUUCAUGUGCUGGCUGGCUGGGUUCGUCUGGACCAGAUUCUUCCGUGAUGUGGCCGCGUCUUACGGUAUCUACACUGCUUUCUGGAUUCUCGCUAUCUGCUGUGGACUUGGCUUUAUAUUCUCCAUUAGUCCAUUGCUGCCAGAGACGAAAGGGAAAACUUUCGACGAAAUUCAGGAUAUGCUUAAUAACAGGACUAAAGAACCAAAACCAGAAGCUGUGUGAUGUAAAAAACACUCUUGAAAUGUUAGUGUAUAAGUUUUGUAUGACAAAUAAAACUGUUUUAAUUGUUAACCCAAA
Molecule: messenger RNA, 1506 nt
Organism: Melitaea cinxia (Glanville fritillary)
Lineage: Eukaryota; Metazoa; Arthropoda; Insecta; Lepidoptera; Nymphalidae
Product: facilitated trehalose transporter Tret1-like
Exons: 11
Coding region: 16-1431 (471 amino acids)
Biological process (GO): transmembrane transport
Cellular component (GO): membrane
Molecular function (GO): transmembrane transporter activity
Source: RefSeq, a predicted model, not a curated record